AUGGGGAAAAGGCAGAGACUGAACUUUAAUUUGAAGGGAAAUCCUCUAGAUGCAAAAUCCUCUCUGCAGAUUCAUCUGAAAGAAUCCGGCAAACGUGGAAAGGGCAGGCUUGUUGGUUCCACUAUUGUCCGGCUUGGAAAUCUAGUUGUGGAGAAGAGCAAAAUUUUGUCCUUCAACCAAAUUCCUCUGGUGGAUAAAAACAAGCAAAAAACUAAGAACACAAUAAGCUUUGAUAUAUUCUAUGAUGCACCCACAACUAAUAAAAGAGAAAAGCAGGAUGGCAAAACUGAGCAGCCACCAUCUGUAACAAACAUCACUGGGGUACAGGAGCCUGCAGCAAGACCUCAAUCUUUGCCUCCAGAACAAGGUGCAGUCAAAGGGACCUCAAAGUUCACUAGGAACUCAAAUAAACCAGAAGAUUUCCAGGUUCGAAUCCGGAUUAUCGAAGGCAGGCAUCUCCAAGGUCUCAAUAUCAGACCUGUUGUGAAGGUGUACAUGGGAGACUCGACUUUUCGAACCAGAAUCAGACGUGGGAACAAUCCGGUCUUUGAUGAGAUUUUCUUUCAGAAUUUUCAUAAAACACCUUCUGAAGUCUUCAAUACUUCGAUACACAUUCAGGUGUUAAAUUCGCAUUCACUUCGAUCUGAUUCCAUGAUUGGUAUUUUCAAAUUGGACAUUGGCUCCAUCUAUGAUUUUCCAGGUCAUGCAGUGUUACGGAAGUGGCUUCUGCUCUACGAAGUUGAUGACGCACAUUCCAUGUCGAAGGGUUACCUGAAAGUCAGCAUCAUUGUCUUGGCAGCGGGCGAUGAAGCACCGGUAGACAAGAAAGGGACAAAUGAAGAGGAUGACGUGGAAAGUAAUCUGCUGCAGCCAGCUGGUAUCCUCUCCCGCUGGGUCACGUUCAUUGUCAAGAUCUACCGAGCUGAAGACCUUUCACACAUGUCAAGAGGGCUCAUGACAAACUUGAAGCACGUGUUUAGAGUGGAUACUGACAAGAAGGAUGGUGUUGACUCUUUUCUUGAAGUCAGCUUUGCUGGAAGUAAGGUGGCAACAAAAGUGGUGGAGAACCAGAUAAAUCCUGAAUGGAACCAGAUGAUUUACCUGAGGAGUAGGUUUCCGUCACUGUGUGAGAAUAUCCGGUUCACUGUUUAUGAUCGAAAGAGUGCAAUCAAAAGUAAGCAUUUAGGAACAACAUACUUGAACAUCUCAGAGAUCUCGUCAGUGGGACAAGGGGGAGAAGAUGAAGAUUCAGGCGGGUUUCUUCCAGCUUUUGGACCAUGCUUUUUGAACCUUUAUGGCAGCCCCAGGGAGGGUCUUGAUGGCACAGAUAAGGAUGAUGAAUUCAACCGUGGAAAGGUGGAAGGAGUCUCCUACCGAGGUCGAAUUUUGAUAGAAUUAAUAACAAGGUUAGAGGAACAUUCAGGAAACAACAUCGAUAAAUUGCCUUCUGACGAUUCUUUGAUUGUACAGAGGUACUUACAUAGGCGGAGGUACAGUCUUUGCGUCGUUUUCUACUCAGCCACACAACUGCAAGACACCAAGGAACCAAUCCAGUUCGAGGUCAGCAUAGGGAAUUAUGGAAAUAGAUUUGACAAGUCUUGUAAACUUCAUGCAUCCAACACUCAGUACAGCCAGCCUGUGUUUGAUGGUAACUACUACUAUUACCUCCUUUGGUGUGACACAAAACCUGUGGCUGCACUGACAUCGUACUGGGAAAAUAUUGACCACAGGCUCAAUAGAUUAAAUAGUUUGCUUAAAGUUGUAGAUAAACUGAAAGCCAGUUUGGAGGACAUCAAACAAACUGUGCCAUCUGAAGGAGCUCGACUCACAGGGAUGUGGAUGAAGAUGCUUGACCGUGUGGUGAAAGAUUGCAGUCAGCCACUCCCAGUGUUGACAAAGCUGCCCCAUGUGACUGUUCUCGAUCGCUACCUGUAUAAUCAGCAAAUUACCACUCUUAAGAAAAUUAGGAAAUUUGCGGAAAAACUAAGGGAUCGAAAGAUUGAUACCCAAGACAAGCUGCCUGAAGUCGAAGACUGGAUUGAGAGGCUCACGUCAGUAGCAAAGGAGCCUCAGAACAGCCUGCCUGACAUCAUAAUAUGGAUGAUGUGUGGAGAGAAACGAAUUGCUUAUGCUCGGAUCAAAGCACACUCAGUUCUAUUUUCCAGUGACAGCAGGAAAUAUUGUGGGAAGUUUUGUGGGAAAUGGCAGACCGUGUUUCUGAAGUACCCCCUGGACAAGACUCACGAAAUGCGGAUUGCAGCUCAGCUUCGCUUAUGGAUUUGGCUGGGGUUGUCUUCGGAUGAAGAGGAGUUUGAGAAGCUCGUUGAUGGAAAAUUUAUGGUUGCUGCAGAAAGAUAUGAAAAUCAAGCAAAAGUAAUGGGCCAUUGGGGCACCAGUGGAUUACUGCAACACCCAAUAUAUUCUGAUGCAAUGGGCAAAAUGAGGCUUUCAAAAAAAGAUUUCUACCCUCUGAAAGGUUGGGAGUGGGAUGGGAAGUGGACUGUUGAUCCGGAGCAAUGCUUGCUGUUUGAUCCUGAUGCUGGACAUACUGAAUUUGUAGAUGAUGUUUAUGAAAAUGAAAAUCAUUUGGCUGGAGGAGAUUGGGUUCCAGCGUUUGAACAUUACACUGAUGUAAAAGGGAACAGGCAUCUAUCAAUGGAAGACAUUGAAUGUCCCGAUGGAUGGGAAUGGAAGGAAGAGUGGAACCCAGAUCUUUCUAGGGCAGUAGAUGAAAGUGGAUGGGAGUAUGGGAGAGUUAUUCCACCAGAGAAGAUCCCAAAGAGCUGGAAUCCCACUGAGAAAGCCUACCACACACACAGACGUCGUCGAUGGGUACGAAGACGCAUCAGGAAUGGCAGCUCUGCUCACGUUAAGAAAGAAGAGUUUGAUUCUGAUGGCUGGGAAUAUGCCCCUUUAUUUGGUUGGAAGUUCCAUGUGAAACAGAAUAAGGGAGACACUUAUCGUCGCAGACGCUGGAGGAGGAAGAUGAUCCCCAAGGAGCAAGUGGGUCCAGCAUCUAUUUUCAGGUUGGAGGGAUCUUUGUGUCGUGAAAAUGUUGUGGAGGAAGAUGACUUUGCGAUUAAAGAGAAGCCAAAUGAGAAUCACAAUCUUUAUGGAUUGACUGCACCCUUCAUAUCAUGUCUCCUGGAGUCUCCUACAGUUUUCCAGUUACGUGGCUACAUCUAUCAAGCAAGAGGCUUGCUUCCCACCGAUAGGAGCAACUUAGCAGAUCCUUAUAUCCAGAUGUCAUUCCUGUACCAGAGUAAAAUGACUGAGGUUAUCAAAGGGACAGUAAAUCCAACGUGGGACCAAACACUGAUAAUUGAGGACAUUGAAAUCUACGACAGCGUCAAGGAAAUUGUUGAAAACCCACCCUGCGUCAUGCUGGAAAUGUUUGACAGCAAUCGUGUGGGCAGGCAUGAGUACAUGGGCGGUACCCUGUGCUAUCCAAGUGUGAGAUUAGAUGCUUCAUCACAAUAUGUUCCCUUGCUACGUUGGUAUCCGAUCUUCAAAGGAGAGAGGUUUAGCGGCGAGCUCCUAUUUUCCUGUGAGCUAUUUCUAAAACAAAAGAAGGAGGAUCAGGACUUGCCCCCUCAGCCUCCAAGGAAGGACUCUAAGACGUAUAUGGUGCCACUAGGAAUACGACCACAGCUACAAAUGACUAUGAUUGAGAUCCUUACGUGGGGAUUAAGAAACCUGAAAAACUACAACAUGUUGAGAGUGACAGCUCCAAGCCUAGUGGUGGAGUGCAGCGGAGAAAUGAUCCAGACUCUACCCAUUAAAAACUACAAGAAGAAUCCAAACUUUCCAACCUCAACCUUUUCUAUCACAGUGUUUCUACCUAUAGAUCCCAUCUACAGUCCUCCCAUCGUGAUAAAAGUAAUGGAUUAUCGAGCAUUUGGAUACAGGCCAGUGGUGGGACAGAGUACGGUGAAAUCCCUCAGCGAGUUCAUCUGUGACCCUUAUGCUGGGUCAAACAACAACGAAGAUGCAAUGAAUUCUACUGUGAGUUUUCAUAUUGAAUCACCUAACAUUGAGGGUUCAGAUGAAGAUGGAGAGAAGUUGAAUCAGGAAGCCCCAGAAGGUGUUUUGGAAGAUGAUUCUAUUGAUUGGUGGUGUAAAUUUUAUGCUUCAUCUGGGGAACAUAAUGAAUAUUCAGAUUACCUGUUACAAGGAUACGAUACUAUAAAGGUGUAUCCAUGUGCGCUGGAAGAUGUGCCUCAAUUCAAAGGACUUCAAGAUUUCUGUAGCACCUUUCAACUCUACCGGGGGAAAGUAUAUGGCAAUACAGAGGAUCCAUUGGUAGUGGGAGAGUUUAAGGGUUCAUUUCGAAUUUACCCUCUUCCAGAAGACCCUAUGGAGCCUCUGCCCCCUCCCCAGUUCCGUCAGUUGCCUUCUAGUGAACCCCAACACUGCUUGGUGAGAGUGUAUAUCAUUCGAGCUCUCAGCCUGCAACCUAAAGAUCGAAAUGGAAUGUGUGAUACCUACAUCAAGAUCUCACUUGGAAAGGUGUUAAUUGAUGAUCGAGAGCGCUAUGUUGCCAAUACUGUCAACCCUGUGUUUGGCAGAAUGUUUCAACUUUAUGCCACCAUUCCAUUGAAUAAAGAUCUCAAAGUUGAGGUCUGUGACUAUGAUAUGGUCACUCAUGAUGAUAAAAUUGGUGAGACAGUAAUUGACUUGGAAAACAGAUUCCUGUCACGUUUUGGAGCACACUGUGGCCUGCCCCGAACAUACUGCACAGGUGGCCCCACUCAGUGGCGAGAUCAGGUGAAGCCAACAGAACGACUGAUUAACCUAUGCAAAUUGAAGAACUAUGCACAACCUGUAAUUCACAAUGGAGGGCAGAAGAUUAGUAUUGGAGAUGAGAUAUUCCUGCUGAAGGAUUUUGAGGUGAAGAAGGUUCCUUAUGCAUUCCCAGGUCCCCCAGAAGAACGCCUUGCACUGCAUGUCCUGCGACUGCAGAAUCUAGUGCCUGAAUAUGUGGAGACAAGGACUUUGUUCAACAGCACACAACCAGGAAUUGAACAGGGGAAAAUACAGAUGUGGAUUGAUAUCUUUCCCAAAAACCUGGGGCCUCCUGGUCCACCCUUUAACAUCACCCCACGGUCCCCCACCAGAUACGUCCUUCGCUGUAUUGUCUGGAACACAAAUGAUGUUAUUCUGCAGGAAGCCAGUGUCAUGGGAGAGAAGAUGAGUGACAUCUAUGUUAAAGGCUGGAUGAUUGGAUUGGAGGAUAACACCCAGAAAACUGAUGUCCAUUACAGAUCUCUGGAUGGAGAGGGUAACUUUAACUGGAGAUUCAUUUUUCCUUUUGAAUAUAUAGAAGUGGAACGAGUCCUUGUCAUCAGCAAAAAGAAUUAUAUUUGGAACUUGGAUGAGGUGGAAGUGAAAAUGCCUCCUAAACUAAUCAUCCAGCUUUGGGACAAUGAUAAGUUCUCCUUUGAUGAUUAUUUAGGUUUCCUUGAGCUUAACCUGAAUGCUUUCCGAAGUCCAACAAAGUGGUCAGAUCACUGCACCUUAAGCAGGUUCUUUAAGAAAGAAGGGUCUUCAUCAGACAAUCUGCAAAAGUUGGUUUCACUGUUCAAGCAAAGACGUGUCAAGGGCUGGUGGCCAUGCAUUACAUACAAAGAAGGCAAACCAGUUUUAACGGGUAAGGUCGAGUUGACCCUGGAACUGGUGACGGAACUUGAGGCUGAGGAGCGGCCUGCUGGAAAAGGGAGAGAGGAGCCCAACAUGAACCCCAAACUGGAACCACCAAACCGGCCAGACACUUCGUUCUUGUGGUUCCGCUCUCCCUUGAAAGGAUUAAAGCAUAUUGUCUGGCGCAAGUACAAGUGGUGGGUUGUCUGUAUAUUGCUGCUGGUGGUGUCUGUUAUCUUCCUCCUGUCUAUCCUCAAUGCAAUACCUGUAAGUAUUCAGUGUUAACUGAAAUGCAGAGCAGUAGCAUGAACACUUGUCUAAAUAGACACCUCCCAAUGAAUAGUGAGGCCCACA
Mobula hypostoma (lesser devil ray) is the source of this 5994-nucleotide messenger RNA. Its product is annotated as myoferlin-like. The record is from RefSeq and is a predicted model, not a curated record. Gene Ontology annotation, biological process: plasma membrane organization; membrane fusion. Lineage: Eukaryota; Metazoa; Chordata; Chondrichthyes; Myliobatiformes; Myliobatidae. Gene Ontology annotation, cellular component: membrane. Bases 1 to 5925 code for a protein of 1974 amino acids. The transcript is spliced from 51 exons.